Messenger RNA from Tilletiaria anomala UBC 951, 474 nucleotides. RefSeq lists its product as uncharacterized. NCBI's taxonomy places the organism in Eukaryota, Fungi, Basidiomycota, Exobasidiomycetes, Georgefischeriales, Tilletiariaceae. The transcript is spliced from 4 exons. The record is from RefSeq and is a predicted model, not a curated record. Bases 1 to 474 code for a protein of 157 amino acids.
AUGCCCAUAGAGAGCGUAAAUGGCGUGCUCUACUUCCUGACAUUUACAGAUGGAAGAGAGGAGGCGAGCAAAGAGAUUAAGAUCUUCUACUCGAACAGAGAGCGUCUACAUCAUGGGGGCAUAGCAACUCCUCCAACGACAAGGCGUCCGGCACAAAAGAAGAGGGGUGCUGAACGCCUCAAUCGGACACUCUUCAAUAUGGUCCGAAAAUGGAGCGGCGUAUCGAAGCUAGAGCAGGCACUUUUGGAUGAGAUAACUACAGCAGUAGCCUAUGCGUACAAUCACUGGGCUGUGCUACUUUUGCAAUCCUUCACUCCUUUGGCUCGCGGAUCGGCCGCUGCUCCUGCCUCAAAAGGGAGCAUUUUCACCCAAAGAGUCAAAGGACUGGGCAUCUCGGUUGACCUCCUCACCAAGGGCUUGCCACUGGCACAGGCUCGUCAGCUGCCAUACUUUAUUGGCCUCAUCGGCCAAUAA